CGUACGGAGCCCGGUGUUGCAUGGUCAUGCUUCGUUUCUCACUCUACCGGUUGGUCGUAGUGUUGUGUGUUGUGAUCAUCAGCUACACAAUCAUCCAUUGGUGGCAGCUAAAGCUUGACCAGAAAUCAGUCGGUCAUCCCUUCCAACACACCUGCAACAAGACCGAAAUGUACCGCCACGAACUGGAACGACUAUUCGAAAGGGUACACCGAUUACUGGUGCAGCACGGCCUCACGCACUUUCUCUGCUACGGUUCACUCUGGGGUCAGAUACGCAUGGCAAGGAUGCUGCCGUGGCGAGAGAAAGCCGAGUUCUGCAUUUUAAACGACGAGCUGCUGCGGCACGAGGAAGCCCGUUUCAUGCGCAACUUCCACUCAAACGAGCUCCGAAUACACUACCUGCACUCCGAAGGCAUUUAUAGGAUUUUUGCAAAUGAGCCUACUUCCCGCCAUUACAGUGUUCCUCCUUUUGUCGAACUGAUUGUUUUUCAACUCGAUGACACGCAAGGAAUGUACAAGCGCAUUGGAUGGAAACGACGAAUCCUGCCGCCACAAUGUGAUUGGACACCAUCACUAGACUGUUUCCCCGUUAACCUGCUGCAGGGCUCAUUACCGAGUCGGCCGCUCGGCAAUUCAUUGUACACCGUGCCUAUGGGUGGAAUCGAACUGCAAAAGUACCAUUAUCCCGAAAACUGGUGGAAGGAUGUGAACGUACGUAACUGCAAUCUUAACUAUCCCUAGACUUAAAAAGAAAUUUACUGCCCUCUGUCCGUGCUGAUAGGAAGAUGUGCUAAACAUGGUUUGAAAUUUGUUUUGUUAUUUUUCGAAGAUGUUAUAA
This is a messenger RNA of Anopheles cruzii, 837 nucleotides long. RefSeq lists its product as uncharacterized. Bases 21 to 740 code for a protein of 239 amino acids. The transcript is spliced from 2 exons. Lineage: Eukaryota; Metazoa; Arthropoda; Insecta; Diptera; Culicidae. The record is from RefSeq and is a predicted model, not a curated record.